Messenger RNA from Anneissia japonica, 2414 nucleotides. RefSeq lists its product as uncharacterized. The record is from RefSeq and is a predicted model, not a curated record. NCBI's taxonomy places the organism in Eukaryota, Metazoa, Echinodermata, Crinoidea, Comatulida, Comatulidae. The transcript has 12 exons. The coding region runs from base 292 to 2319 and encodes 675 amino acids.
CCUAUUUACUUUGCAAAAGUUGCCUUGAAAAGAAGCCCAUCUUGAAAAGUACUCCAUCCAAAGGCCAUCUUAAUAGGGCCUGUUUAUUUUUGCCAAAAUGUUGCCUCAAGUCAGCCAUGGGUUAGCUUAUCCAAAAGAGUAAAAUGCAAAAAACUACUUAAUUUUGAAUCAACAUUUGACAAAAAUUACUUUUUUGUACUAAAAUCAUUAAAAAAUAUUUUAAUAUAUUAUUCAUUCUGUAAGAUUUGUUCAGAAUUUCCAAUUUAGGGGUCAUAUACAAAUGUAUGUAAAAUGUAUUUUUGCAACUAUCAGGGCUUUGUUGGUGUGCUGGAUUCUCAGGCUGUACUAUAUGUUUGGGACCAAUGCUUCAUGCAGCAAUGGGACCACCAGGUCCUACAAGAUGUCUGCCUUCUUCUGCUUCUCUUGCUUAAGUAUGACUUCAUGUUGACUAACAACUACAAUGAAGUUAAACAGGUGUUUACAUGUUUACCUGCUAAACUUUACACAUUGGACAUUGUAAGAGGUUACCAGCAUCUAAUCAGAGGGGAUGACCCCAAGCAUAUACCAGACCUCAACCGGCACUGGCAUAGUGUUACCAAGCCUGUGUUGCCAGAAAAUGUUGAAGAUGAUAAAGAAGAAAUUGAGGAAGAGGAGGAAGAAUUACAGAUGUCACCACAACCAGAGGAGGAGGAGGAAGAAGAAGAAAAGCUGACUGCUGUUGGACUGAAAUACUUCAGACUAAAGCUAAUCAUGAGGCAAUCUUUACCCAAAGGCAAACUGCCUCAAAAGCAUUUUAAAGCAUUGUUGGACUUCAAAGUGAGCAAUCUGUCACUCACUGUGUCUUUCUUUGUGGGUGAUGAGAUGAUAUGCAGCAAGAGCUUAACAAAGACUCCUCGUUUGAUCAAGGAAGAAAUGUUGUUUGCUAGCUUAGAAUCACAAAGAAAACGGGGCAAGAUUGAUACAAAAGUGUAUCUGGUUCAGAUGGCCAAAGAGCAUUUAAUAUUUGAUGUUGCUGAAGACUUACAAAACCAAGGAAUUUCCACUUGUGAUCUGGAACCAUAUGGCAUCAUCAACAUCAGCUAUCGUACAUCAACAAAGGACAAUGAUGGUAUUUCUAUACCGCUUGGCUGGGCUAGAGUAAAACUGUACAAUCUCACCACACAAGAAGCAGACGAUUUGUCCAGUCAACCGACAACAUCUCAGCAGGCUGCAGAUACCAUUUUACAGGAGGGGAGAACAACAGUGAUGUUGAGUGUCUUGAGUGGGGAACAGACUGUUCCUCUUUAUCCAGGCAACCCUAACUUUAAAGUGAACUCACCUGAAGAUGGAGAAGAGGAUAGUCGAAAUAUGCUGAAGGAAGGCUCUGAAGUGAUACUAGAUGUAUUUGAAGUUAUGAUAGAUGAUGAUUUCUCACAAGCACCAUCAUCUGCAUCACUGAUCAGUGAAGGUGAGGAUGACUUGGAGCCUCCCUGGGUGCCACAGAUUGAGUCUGCCAUUUUGUCUCCAGUAGAUGUCAACUUGAAAGAUACCUUUGACUUCUAUAUUGAUGGCAUCAGGUUCCUGCCAGAUAAUGCUUCAAUAUCAAAGAUUAUUGGACAAGUAGUUUCUCCCACCUUGAAUCAUAUUCCUGAGUUCCAAGGAAUUCCGGUCCUGGAUUCACCCGCACGCUCUCCUGAGAUCAAACAGCGGAUCAUGCUGUCUGGUCCUUUCAUACAAAGUAAUAUUGUUGUCUUGAGUCUCUACACUGUGGAUAAGGACACUCAUGAGCUGGUAACUAUUGGAAGUGGCACUGUACCUCUGUUUCAUCCACAUGGUGAUAAGGUUGAACUAAAUGCUGGAGGUCACCAACUCAGGGUCAUAUCUAGUCUCCCUGAUCCAGAAAAUUUAUCAAGUCAACAGAAUUUGAAAAAUUCUUCUGUAAUAGUGCCUGGCUGUUCAAUCCUAGUCAGGAUUCUACCUCAUACAGAGGACCUGAUUCCAUCACCAGAUUACUACAGCAGAUCAUAUGCAUCUAACGAGUGCAAGCCAUCAUCUGGUGAACUCAGAGUUCUUAGGCAGUUCCAGAAAGAUCCACACUUUCCUUCUCUUGUCAGGGAUUCAGUUGAAGCCUUGCAGGAGUCAGAGGCAUUUGCAUCACCAGGAGGUGAUGAUAAGACACUUUCAGCAUGGUUGACAGAUCGCCUAAAUAUUGCAAAACACAUACCAAGAGGUUCUGCACCCAUCCUUCUUGAUCUAACAAGGUGUGUUCGUUACAAUCAGAAAAAUGGCCUUACUGUUGCAAUGAAAGCUGCAUAUAAUAUCAGUGGUGAGCUUUUAUAACCAGAAUGUAUUUAUGUUAGAAUAUCGUUUACACGUCAUUGUAUCGAAAUGCAUAAUAAUAAUAGAGAAAAAAACAAUAUUGUAAUACAUUUAAA